CCCUCCCACGUCUAGCUCGGCACGUUUAUCGAAAGUCAGAACGCUGCGGACUGCCGCACGGGGCACACGUUUUAUUCAAGGCUUUAGUGUCUAGAGAUUCUUAUUCUCUCUCUCUCUCUCUCUCCUUUUUUUUACUUGUCAUCAAUCAUCGACUUUCGAGUGCUCGUUGAAAUUUGUACAUUUAUAUAACCUUUUCAUCUGGCUACGUUCGCGGGAGAAUAUUUUUCGUCUGUGUUCUCACAGCAUUCUUUCUUUCUCGUACGAUGCAAUAUUGAACGUUUUUUUGAUACUACACGUUUCGAGGAGCAGGAGUGUACUGCGUGAAGUUUGUGGAAUUUUGUGACGAAUUUUUGGUUUAACUCAAUGGUGGUAUGUAAUACCACAUUACUAUGCUGUGAUAUUUGGAAAUUUUUUGUAAUUUUGGAUCAAACUACCUGCGUCCCUGGGCGUUACUGGUAGGUUAAAACUCUGCGCGUAUGAAUCUUCCUUGGUAAUAUUCAGUGUCUGGAUUUAAAGUUCCCAACACCUGGCCUUGCCUGAGAGGAAAAAAUCAAGAGUGGACCACGUGCGAAUGACAGCUAAGGGACACCGGCGACCACGUGUUUUGAAAAGGAUCCACAGCAAGAACAAGAAAGUACCAGUGUCAACUUCACUGUUGAAAAGAACCUUGUGAGAAGAGGGUCCGUACAGAAAGGAAGAGGAAGAAGGAGUAGCAGAAGAAGAAGAAGAAGAAGAGGCGCGUCAGUCUUGAAGCAAUGUUCAGAGCGUAUCAGGAUAGUGCCGUUUCGCCAGGGUAUAUGCGUGGUGUAUAAAUAGUAAGUGAGAGUGGUGGGGUUCGCUCGCGGGUGAAAAUAGAAAAGAAUGUUUUUGGAAUCCAAUUGGACUUGGGUGGCAGAACGAUGGGGCAAUAUGGCCGACUUGGCCGAGCGGGUGGACGAUCUGAUAUGCAGUUUUGACUCGGCUGGUGACACAACGAUGGAUACCUUAUCGAUGCUGAUAUUCGGCUGGAUGUUGUUCGGUCUUGUGGUGUUGUGCGUUGGGAAAUACGUGUAUAAUCGUUUUGUUCUACACGAGAUCGGCAGCAUCACUGGCGGUGGCACGAGCAGCAUCUCAGGCAGCGGUGGAACGAUAAGCGGCAGCGGUGCAGGAACGAAGGACGGUCACCUGCUGCACAUCGGCGACAGCGUCGUGGUCGCCGGGAACGCUGCGAGCAAGUUCCUCAUACCGGAAAAGGCCAGAGCAUCGAUGGGGAAGUCCAGCACGACCGGAACCCUAGGAGCGGCCAUUGGUUCCGGUGGCGUUUCCUCGCAAUCAGGCGGUUUCGCUGGUUCGCAUGGAACGACAAAUGCCACUGGCUACGUACCGCCCACUCCGCCGGUCCGGAAACGACUCACGAGAAAGACUUCCGGUCCCCUGAUUAGUCCUGCCAGGAGCUCCCGGGCUCUCCACUUGCCCACUGCUACCGGUGCCGAUCCUGACGCAGUGAGGUGGGUCAACGAGCUGAUCGUCUGGCUGUACUCUGACCUGGUCAUUCUCAACGAAUUAUUGGCCACCUGGGUCGCGUCCCUCAACGACUUCACCGCCAGUUCUGUGGAGGAGCAUGGAGUCGGCGUGGAAUUCGUACGGGUACUACCUGAGACGCACUCGCCGAAUUUAUCGAAUAUCUUUUGCGAGUGCGACUCCAAGGAUGACGUGACAAUCACUUGCGACUGCGAGGCUACUCCCGCCUUGCAGCUCAAGGCUUUUCGACAAAAGGGAGAUAGGGUCGAAACCAGCCAUUAUCGCGUCAACGUUAAUCGAUUUCGAGCACGACUCAACGUUGUUUCUAUAACUGAGAAACUGUUGCUCGAUAUAAAGUGCGACGGGUGGCCUGAGGUAAAGGUGUCCUUGGCUCCUGUAGGUACUAUAAAAAAGGAUCUGGAUGAAAGCCAACUUCAGGAAGUGGUAACAGAAAUUGUCGUCGGCGCACUCAGGGGUACCAACGUUCACUUGAACUUAUCUCAGUAUCCGACUUGUCCAAGAUUAUGGCGCGAACCGCCGCCACAGCUUGGAUAUCCUCUGCCAGUCCACUAUGACAGUAUGAACAUCUCGAACUCAAUGAUACAUCCCCAACAACAUCCUCAGGUUCAUUCGCAAUCGACCAACAUGCAACAAUAUUUGCGUGGCGAGAAACGACUGCUGGUUAAAGUAGUGAGGGCGGUUGAUCUUGGUGGUCAGGAAGGAUGCAGGGAACCCUACUGCGUGGUGGAAUUGGACGAGCCUUCCCAGAAGAAUCAGACGUGCAUUAAAAAGGACACGAAGAAUCCUGUAUGGGACGAGGCUUUCUUAUUCGAUAUCAGCCACAACACGUCUGAGGUACUUUUGGAAGUAUACGACAACGUAAACAAGAGCCAAAGAUUUUUGGGAUUGGGUAUAGUUGGAGUCGAGGAGUUGUUGGCCAAUCCUAGUCAGAGACAGAUAAUACCGUUACAGGCCAGGCCUUAUGAACAGGACGAAGUUACAGGCACCCUGACUGUAGAAUUCCUGUUCAUCGAGGGUGCCGAAGUACCACAAAUUGGAAACAAACCGUACAAAGUGAAGGAAUCAAUUAAGACCAUCUCGCCAAGUCGUAGCUACACGCCAACGAAUCUACUGAGCAACAAUAGCCUAAACUACAACAAUGGUAACAGCACACUUAUCUUGUACGACUCACCCGCUCAGUCUCCAGGGGAUUACAUGAUGAAUGGCAACAACGUGGAUUCUCCGUACAGAACUGGACAGAUGAAUGGAAAUAAGGGAACGCUGAUUGUGCAUAGCCAGCAGAGGCAACCUGAGCGGCAGAUCGUGAAGGUCGCCUUAACUGAGGAUGGAAGCUGGCAAGAAGUGUCGCCGGAGCACGGAACCAAGGAUACCAGCGCUACUUCCGGACCGGAAAGCACACCCAAUUCUUCAAACUCUGAAAGCUUGAGAGAACGUGGAAGGACCCGAAGAAAACGACGUGACUUCUUCGGCACGAUAAAGAGGCGUCUAGGUCGGUCGAAAACGAGAAGUCGAUCCGUCGGUAAUGAGGGCGAGACCAAUCAUGAGGAAGCUCAUUCCAGAUCAAUAUCGGCGGACAGAGCACGUGAUCCUGGAUCUGCAUUGCUGUCGGUACCAGGAAGGGAAGAACAGUCGAGAAGAUCUAGUCUGAGCGAAGCCUCGGCAAUAAGCGGCACAUCAACGAGAACCUACGUGAACGAGGCUUCCACUCUCGUCCUGGAAACACUUGAGAACGGGAUCAAAAAACACUACCUCGUACCUUUGUCCCUCGCACAAAAGAGCAAAUGGAGGAAAAAGGGAACAAAACUUCACAUAUUCAACGAUCAUACGUUCAUCGCGAAGCACAUGCAAGGGGGCACCAUGUGUCAAGUUUGCAAGCGCACGCUUGCUCGAAGAUUGGGAAAGCAGGGAUACGAGUGUAGAGACUGUCAAAUGAAAUGUCACAAGCACUGUCAUGUCAAAGUUGACACCACCUGUCCGUCGUCCACCAUACAGUCAAUCGAGCUGUCCCUACUGCCACUUCUGAGCGAAUAAGAUAGAACGUGCAUCAAGAACCCGGAAUUCGAACGAAAACCAUCGAAGCGACUAUGUUAGUGAGGACUUUCUUUACUCGUUUAUACGCCAUACAUUUUAAGUAGUCUAGCUAUGACAAGAAUCAAUAUGAAUUUGUCAUUCAUGACAAUCGUGGAAUCAAACUACGAUAAAGCCAACAAAAAGAAGCAAAUAACAAUUUUCCGGUGAACGUAUGACGUUGAUUUAGUCUGCUUGAGUUCUGUCAAAAAGUUGGCCUGUUCGCUUAAGAGGAAUACGGCGGUACAGUUUAAAUGAUAAAUUAUUUAUUGAAAACGAAAGAGAAAGAAAAAAAUUACUUUUACGGAUUAGAUUACUGUAGAGAAAUCUCGUCAUUAUUUACCGGUAAAUUGUAAUGAAUAAAUGGCGAAACUUCUCGCGGAUUCAAAGUUUAUCUACACAUGUGUGAUUUAUGCGGAUAGUACACGUAUGCGAGUAUGCGCACACAGAUUCACGAAAUGACGCCUUUUUACAUAAUAUAUAUAAUAUUUAUCGAAGUUUUUGGAAAACUUCAAGCACUAUUUCUCUCUCUCUCUCUUUCUCUUCACACCGUUUUUACUUGGUAGAUACGCGUAGCAAACACUGACCAUUUCAUUACGCUCCUUCAUAUGUGAGAUAUACAUAUAUAUAAUCAUUGUCUAUGGAGACGCUAGUUGAAAAGGAAAAAAAAAAGAAUUAAAAAGAAAAUCUCUAUAUACUCAAAAUAAGAAAAUCCUUUCCUAUAUCGACAGGAGAAUUUUGAAUAAUUUUUUUUGGUCUUAUAUCAUAAAUCAUGCAAGAACAACCGAAAAAACGGAUACAACGAAUUCGUUUGUUUUCUAUUGAACGGUUUAUUAUAAUAGUGAAUUUCAAAAUCGAAAGUACACACGAAUGCAUAUAAUUACAUGAUUGAAACUACUUCUGAUAAUACGGCAACAUACGCGCCGUAGAAAUCUCCAUAAAACAAGGAAGGAUGGAAAGCGGGAGAAAAAAUGCCUAGAUUCUGUUUUUACGGUGACAACAUGACAAAGAAUUACUUUAAUUUUUACGACUUGGUAGAAACGUAAUAAAUAACGUGACAAGGAAGCGCGCUGACGUAAAAAGAAAGUAAAAGCGACGCGUGAUAUGUUCGUUACGUCAAGUAGAUAUUGACGAUAAUAAUAAGUAUAACAAUAUAUAAUAAUAAUGCAUCGGCAACGGCUACAAUAAAUAAAUAUAACAAUAUUAAUGAUUUUACAUAGGCUGUGAGUGCUAAUGGAUGAAGUUACGAGUACGGAUGAUAAGAAGUGCUACUGGAAGGAUGAGUUAGCGUGAACAGUCUAUGAGGGAUAAGUCUUAUGGCUACGACGAGAUCUUUAUUUAUAUAUAUAUUAAUAAUACACGAAGACGCAACACUUAGUGCGAUAUGUAUACGAAGCUAUGGAAUUUCUUGUGAAUUAACGUUUGAAACUUAAUUUAUAAUGGAUACAUUAAGUUUAACCCGAUGCAAUUUAUCGAGUAAAUUUAAUUUUCAGAAACACAUGUAUUUCUAUAGUUUCUUCUUUGUUUCGCUAUCUGACGUCAAGAUGGCGACCUUAACGUACAGUAAUCUCAGUUUUGAAAUUUUAUCUCAGCCACUCUGAACUCUGUCAGUUAAGUAAAAUUCACUUGAAUACAAUGAAAUGAUAUGUAUAUGUAACGAGAGACAGCAUCAAAACAAUCAAGAACUCUGGUCACUUGUGCUUUUACACGAAUAUAUAAGCACGUUACUAUAUUUGGAACUUUGAAAUAAAGGAAAACCAAAAAAAAAACUCUAAAAACGAUGCUACAGUUGUAAAAUAACUAACUGAAGUUCAUUGAUACGAAAUACGAUCAUAGUGCCUAUAGAUGUUGAAUGUUAUGUAUAUUGUACGUUUAUCAUAUAGAGAAGCUCUAUUUAUUGACAGUAUAAGGGUCACUCUGCGACAACUUUCCAUUAUAGAAUCUCUCUAAAGGAAUAACGAAAGAAGUGCUGAUGAGAAUAAUCCUCGGUAGGACAGUCGAGCGUCACUUAUGUCGAGAAACGAGGGGACUCCCCACUUUGUAUACCUGUUACUCUAUAUGGCCGUAGGUGUCGCCCGCUUCGAUAUGCGCUGUAAAGCUGCGCAGUGUUCAAUUUCCGUUAGGGUUUGAGCAGACUGCCUGACAUGGCACAUCUUCUUUAGAGGCAGUCACGGAGGCAGCUAUAAAGAACAAGAAAUCAGGAUGGCUUGGCGAUGGCGGGGGUUAAGUCGAAAACUUAAAACAAGUUAGGCUGUGGAAAUAAUUAACGUCAAAAUCAGUGACGCUCGACUGUAUUUGAAUAUACAAAAAUAUAAUGGACGAAAAUUAUAAGAAGCGCGUAGUCACGUAAAAUCCGAUGAAUACAAUGUAACUUAAAGAUGAGAAAAUAUAUUAUGAUCGCACACUUAUUAUUAUACCAUAA
Cephus cinctus (wheat stem sawfly) is the source of this 6010-nucleotide messenger RNA. RefSeq lists its product as uncharacterized. Bases 862 to 3552 code for a protein of 896 amino acids. NCBI's taxonomy places the organism in Eukaryota, Metazoa, Arthropoda, Insecta, Hymenoptera, Cephidae. The transcript has 19 exons. The record is from RefSeq and is a predicted model, not a curated record.